Molecule: messenger RNA, 957 nt
Organism: Funneliformis mosseae
Lineage: Eukaryota; Fungi; Glomeromycota; Glomeromycetes; Glomerales; Glomeraceae
Source: the annotation of a GenBank genome assembly
AUGUUAAGAAGAACAUUUGACACUGUUUCUCUCGUUUUUGGUGGAGCAUGUCUAGGAGCAUUUUGCUAUUAUCAGUAUGAAAAGUUACGACUUAAACCUCCAGCUCCGGCUCCAGCUUGGAAACCACAACUUGUAGUAACUAAAGAAAUGCCUAAUGCUGGACCAAUUUCUGAUUUUUUACAAAGAAAAGCUUAUUAUACCUCAUAUAAUCGACAAUUACGUCAUCCUAGUUGGGUGUUGGAACAUAUUACAAAAGAAUCCUUGAUGCGAGGAGAAGGAGUUGAUCGUUCCAAAUCACGAUUUCAAGAAGAUGAGGAUAUACCAGAAAAAUUUCGUGCUAGAUUGCUUGAUUAUGUAAGAUCAGGAUAUGAUCGUGGUCAUAUGGCACCCGCAUCUGAUGCUAAAACUACACAAGAAACCUUGGAUGAAACCUUUCUUUUAACCAAUAUAGCUCCACAAGUUGGUAAUGGAUUUAAUAGGGAUUAUUGGGCACAUUUUGAAGAAUUUUGUAGAAGGUUGAUAACUAAAGAGGAAUUUAAAAGUGUUUACGUUUUUACUGGACCAGCAUAUUUACCAAAAAAAGAUGAAAAAGAUCAAAAAUUUUACGUGAAAUAUGAAAUUAUAGGUAAUCCACCAAACAUUGCUGUUCCAACACACUAUUUUAAAGUGAUAUUAGCAACCAAGGAUGACUCGAGUAAACCUGAUGGUGAAUUACAUGCUUUGGGCGCCUUUUUAUUACCGAAUGAUCGUAUAUCAAAUACUACACCAUUGCAAACUUUCGAUGUUCCCCUUGACGCUUUAGAACGUACGACGGGAUUGACUUUCUUUGAUCAAGCUAUUAAAGAUUCCUCAAUUCAUCUUUGUAAGGUAUCAAAAUGUAUUCUUGUCGCUAAUCCAAAAUACGUUAAAGAAGAAUUAAGAUCUGCUUUGCCAGAGCCUACAAAAAAUAAUAAGUAA